This is a messenger RNA of Agelaius phoeniceus (red-winged blackbird), 925 nucleotides long. It is a transcript of the gene TNFRSF6B, whose product is annotated as TNF receptor superfamily member 6b. The record is from RefSeq and is a predicted model, not a curated record. NCBI's taxonomy places the organism in Eukaryota, Metazoa, Chordata, Aves, Passeriformes, Icteridae. Gene Ontology annotation, molecular function: protein binding.
GUGAUCCCGGCGCUCGGAAGCCCUCGGUGCGAUGCCAUCCUGCCAUGUGCCCAGCUGGAGGCAUUCAUCCAAGUGGAUGCUCCCCCCUCUCCUCCUUUUGCUGGCUGAGCUCGCCUGCGAUGCCCAGCCCACGUACCAGUGGAAGGACGCUGUGACGGGCGAGAGGAUCACAUGCCAGCAGUGCCCGCCGGGGACCUUCGUGGCACAGCACUGCUCCAGGGACAGAGCCACGCUGUGCCAGCCCUGCCCGGAUUUGCACUACACUCAGUACUGGAACUACCUGGAGAAGUGCCGCUACUGCAAUGUCAUCUGCGGGGAGAAGCAGGUGGAGGUGCGGCAGUGCAAUGCCACGCACAACCGCGCCUGCCAGUGCCAGCAGGGCUACUACUCCAACAUGGAGCUGUGCAUCCGGCACUCCGAGUGCCCGCCCGGCGCCGGGGCUCUGAAGCCGGGUACCCCCUUUGAGGACACCCAGUGCCAUGACUGCCCCCACGGCUUCUUCUCCUCCAACUCCAGCACCAGCCCAUGCCAGCCCCACCAGGACUGUGAGCAGCAGGGGAAGGUGACCAACGUGCAGGGCAACAAGUACCACGACACCCUGUGCACGUCCUGCAGACGUGGGGGAGGCAACAGCACACAGGGAGCAGCUGCAGAUGAUGCUGACUGCGACCAGGCCAUGAUAGACUUUGUGGUGUACCAGAACAUCCCCGUCAAGAAGCUGAAGCGCCUGCAGCAGAUCCUGGAGCGCUCACCAAAGAAGCAGCCAGCAUGGACCAGGGCAGCCAUCCAGGAGAAAAUCCGGGCUUUCCUCACCCACAGGAAGGAGGAGGACUCUGAAGUCACCAAGGAGCUGCUGGACGCGCUGCGCAUGGUCAAGCUCCACUCCAUUGAGGAGAAAGUCCGUGAGCGCUUCCUGCUGCGCUGA